Messenger RNA from Lotus japonicus, 927 nucleotides. RefSeq lists its product as uncharacterized. The coding region runs from base 1 to 927 and encodes 308 amino acids. The transcript is spliced from 2 exons. The record is from RefSeq and is a predicted model, not a curated record. Lineage: Eukaryota; Viridiplantae; Streptophyta; Magnoliopsida; Fabales; Fabaceae.
AUGUCGAUUCCAGUUGAAGAUGUUGGGCCUGAUGUUCCAACAACUGGGAAGGAAGCUAAUGAUGUUCCCAUCAACAAUCUGAAUGUUGAUGAUGGUGUUGAUGUUGAUAUUGAUGGUGAUCACUCAAAUCAGGAAGAGAUUAAUCCUGAUCCUGUGACUGUAACUCCUGCAAGUCUUGUUGUAUCUCCACCCCCAUCUUUUGAGUUAGUGGAUGAUGUUUAUGUGUCUUCCUCUCCCACUGUGAAUCCUGAAGAACCUCAUGUCGAGGAAGAGGUUCAUGAAUUGGUUGAUGAUGAAGGCACAGAGUCUGAAGACUAUGUGUUGGCCAGAGUGUUGUCUGAGAAAAAGAAAAAGAAAAGAAACUCCUCCACUCCCUCUUCCAUAUCCAAAUCUAGCAAGACUCUAAGGACUUAUAGGAGUACACAGGUCCAAGUCCCUGCCAAGAAGAAGAAGAACAAGGAUAAGAAGAAGGCUUCUGUUGAAGAAGUGACCUCUCAGAAGAAGAGUGUCAAGAGAAAAAGAAGAGAUGUUGAUGAGUCAGAUGUCGAGUCUGAUGUCUCAAACAUUGACACUACUGCCAGAAAACGAAUGUCUGGAAGGAGGAUUCCAAUGAAUGUUCAAGAAGCUCCUCUGGACAACAUUUCCUUCCACUUUGUGGAAAGUGCUUCCAGAUGGAAGAGCCAAGUGGCUCAUGGUGUUAGAGACAUUUCAUUGAGUGUGAUCACUGCUGGGCAAGUGAAAUCUUGGCCCAAGAAGGGUAUGCUGUCUACUGGCACCUUGAAUGUCAAGUAUGCCUUGCUUAACCACAUUGGAGCUGCAAAUUGGCUGCCAACCAGUCAUUCUUCUCACAUUUCUACUGGUUUUGCCAAGUUGAUUUACUUGAUUGACACUAAGACUCCAUUUGAUUUUGGAGCUUUUGUUUUUUAG